GUAGCUGGAUUGAUAUUGCUACCAACGCAACUGGAGACAUAUUAAUACAGUUAUACACCGCCAUCUUGCGUAUAUAUUGUCAAAUGUGAACGAAUGUAGUGCAGAGAAUUUGUGUUUUGUGAUGUAAAAUAUUGAAAUCGUAGUGUUUGUACUUUAUUGUUAUUCAUGAUACUGUGAUGUGAGUAAAAAUUACAAAGAUGAGUGACGUAAAGCAAGUGAAAGUGGACAACUGGGGAAUAUACUUCCUUCAAAGGUUAAAGCACUUUUUUAACCGUACAGAUUAUUGUGAUCUUACGCUCCAAUUCCAGGAUAAUGCUCAACUCAAAGUACAUAGGUUAGUUUUAAAUGCUUGUACGGAAUACUUUGAGAUAUUGGAAAGAACAUGCGAGAUGUACGAAGAUUGUCUCGUUAUGCCGGACGACUUGCAAGCAGACGUUGUCGUGCCGAUAAUCAACUUUAUGUACACUGGACAACUAGAAUUUAAAAUGGAUUUAUUAGAAAAGUUGUAUCAAACAUCAAUCAUAAUGAAUAUGCCAGUUUUAACUAAACUCCUUGAUUCUCAUCGAACCAAAUCAUCAUCUACCAAUUUAUAUGGUAAACGUUAUAGUAGAAAUAGUGAAUCAGCAAAGCAAUCAUCUACAACAGCUUCUGUGAAUAACUCUCAACCAAAAAAACGCACCUUCUCUAAGGCAUUUGAAAAUAUAACUGAACCACAAAUCAAUAAAAAGCCUUCGUUAGUUUCUAAAGCAGAUGUUGUAAUGUAUAAUAGUGGAGUGUAUAAUGACUCUCCUGUUAAAACAGUAAUUAAGGAUCCAAAACCAACGAGGUAUGAAUUACCAGCAGAACUGGAUGAUGAUAAUAUUUUCGACAACUCUUUUACAAGCAUAUCAUAUACAUCAAAACCACUAAUGGUUCAUCCAGAAACCACUAAAUAUUAUUCACCAAAGAAAAACAGAAUCUUUGAUGAACCAUCAGGUUCUAAAAGAUUUUUGUCUGGAACAACAACAAUGGAUAUCGUUGAAUGCAGAAAGAUAUCUUCCAAUGAAAUGUUUGAAGAUGACAUGCAAGACAAUAUUCUUAUUGACACAGAAGAAACAUCUAUUAAGGAAAAGAAAGAUGCAAGCCAAUUGUUUGAUCAAAUAUUAAUUAACAAUGGACCAAAAAUGUCCAUUGAGACAAAAAAUAACAAACAAGCAAAUAAUUUAGAUCACGCAAAGAUUAUUAGUGAAGUUCUUAAAAAAUAUCCUCAUUUAGUCAAGAGUAACAAGAAUAUAAAAUUAAAGAUAUUGAACACUCCAACCAAGUCUAAAAAAGUUGAACAAAAACAAAGAGCCAAGUUGGAUAUACCAGACUUCACUUAUGAAACUGAUGUUGUUGAUUCUAAGGAAGCGGCGAGGCUAAUUGCCCUUGGUGCCGAAAAUAUCAAAGGUCCAUGGAUUUGUUUAAUUUGUGGUACUCCUGGAAGAGCACUACAUUUUACAAGUUAUUACAAUUAUCGUCGUCAUUUGGUAGAGGUGCAUAAUGAGAAACCUGUGUCGAAUAUUUGCGAAUAUUGUGGCUUGAAAUCAUUGAAGAGAAACUAUUUGCUUCACCAUCUCUAUACUAAGCAUGAUGUCGAACCACCACCAAAUCACAAUUUCCCUAAAUGCAAUAUUUGCAACUAUGUUGCUUUAACAGAUGCAUUUUUAGCAAAACAUAAACUCUCCCAUGCAGACAGCAAACACUUCCGUUGCACCGUAUGUUCCUCUACAUUUUAUACUACAAAGUUAUUGUUACAGCAUAUACAAAAAACAGGUCACAAGUAUAGUGGUGAAAAGAAGCCAGCUCCACAAUGCAUAUAUUGCUUCAAAUUCUUCACAAGAGAUAAUUAUUUAUAUGCUCAUCUAAAAGCUAACCAUUAUCAGGCAGCAAAGAAUGAUGGUAUAAUUGAUGAUUCUGAUGAAGAAAAGAGCUAUACAAAAUUAAACUCGGAAUCCAUUAAAAAUGAACCAUCAUCAAAGUACAUAGAAGUGGAAAUUCCAAAUUAUGAUGAUAGCUUUGGAAAUACUUCAUAUCAGCUUGAGCAGAAUGCAGAUGGCAAUAUUGAAAUUAUGGCGAAAAAGCCUCGAGUUAUAACUCCAAUCACUAAGAGCAAAAUUUUGAACCCUGGCUUUAGUAAGUUACAAACCUCAAAUAGUAAUCAAAAAGUUAAUAUCAUUAGAAAUACAGGUAAGAACGAUUUCUCUCAAUCUUUAUCUCAAACAAAGAAAGAAGAAAUAGUACUUAUAGACAAUAAUGAAUACAUUCUACAAGACUUCCAAUUAGUACCUAAACAAGAUAAGGCAAAUGCUAGCUUUAUGUCUGAUACUUAUCACACUGACCCAUUAGAAGCAUUACCAACAAUUACUUCAACUCCAGAGUAUUCCAAUGCUGAACAAGCUAAGGUAAUACUUAAGAAAUCUUCUAAUAUUAAUCAACCCAUUCAAAUAGUUGUAUCAAAUGAGGAAGAAUAUAAGGCAUUACUUUCAUCCCAUCAUUCCAUUAUCUUUGAUAAUGGUGAUGCUAAUAAAGCUAUGACAGUAUUGACUACACCAAAUACAUCUGUAGGUAAUACAAUUCAUUUAAACAAUUCUCAAGCAAAUGACAUGAUGAUUAUUAGAGAAAACUAUCCAAUUAACAUAACGGAAGCAAAUAAUUCUGAAAAUUCCAAUAUAGUUGUUGUAUACAGCCAUCCUGUUGACGAUCCAAACAAACAUUAUCAAUUAAUCACAACAUCACCAAGUAUGGAGGCACAGUAUGUGCAGCCAUCUGCUAUAAUUACACAAAAUUAUGAGACAGUAACAACAACUACUCCAAUAAUAGGCAGUCAUGAAGUUAUUAAUAGUGCAACAGUUGAUAAUUCUUGGCAAAAUGAGACACAUGAUAACACUUUACCAAUUCUUAAGUCAUCCGAAAUACAGAUAAUCUCCCAUACAGACCCAUCAAAAGUACAUCAAGAUAAUGAUACUGAAUUAAAUGAAUUGCCUGAAGUCGAAUUAGCACCACAAACUGUUGAACAAGUGCAUGUUCCUGAACCUCUACCAAGUUCAGAAACAAUUGUUACACAAAGUAACGAAAUUGUUGUUGAUACAGAGCAAAAUAAUAUAAGUCUAACUGAAAUAAUUCCCGUGUCUACGUUUGAACCGACUCCUAUGAUAUCAGCCAAUACCAUAUCUUCCAUUAACAACAUUAGUGAACCAAUGAUGGUUGAUUCCUUUAAAGAAGUUAUAGACAAUAUAGAACAACAGCCUGCUAACAUUGUAGAACAACAGCCUGCUAACAUUGUAGAACAACAAUCUACUAUUAGCACUGACGAGACUGGUACACCAGAUAUUUCAAUGGUGCCAGUGGUAGAAGCACAAACAUUACCUCCACAGUCAACUGUCAUAAAUACACCUUUGAUAGAAACAUUAUCAGAACCGUGUGAUGAACAAAGCACUAUUAGAACUGAGGUCAUAAUGGAAGUACAAAAAGUUCAGUCUGACUCUAAUGUAAGACAUGAACAGUCUACAGAAAAAUAUGAAGAGACUUGUGAUACAACAGAAAAUGAUAAUAGAGAGGAUGAUGAAGAAACAAUUGAAAAUAUUGCAAGGGUAAUUGGUGUAGACCCAGAUACUUUAGCACCAACAGAGAAUAACAAAGAACCACUAAAUGGUGAAGUUAUUGUUGAAAAACCUAUUGUCAAAGAACAAAUUGCAAACUUAACAUCAGAAUGGUCUGAGGAUGAAACUGACACUCCACCUCAGACUGUUAAUAAUACUACGGAAGAAUGUAAUAAUAUUCCACAAGAAACUGAAAAUCAAGAGCCAGAAGAAAUAACAUCUACAGAAACUGAACCAGUUUUACCAAAUAAUGAUAAUAUUGAAGAGAAAGCUGAUGAAAGCAUAGCACCUCAAGAAAAUAGUAUGCCUAUUAUUGAAGAAACAAAUUUUUGUGAGACAACUACUCCAAAAGAGAUAGUUACUGAAAAUACUACUGUACCACAAGAGAAAAUAUCUUCAUUGCUAAAUGAUUGGGAGGAUAAUGAUUCUCAAGAUGAGAAUAACACUGAAGAUAUUACAUCAAUUCCCACAGAAGUAAUAAAGAACACCACAGAUGUGGUAAAUGAAACUAUUACUGCAAAAGCAGAUCCAAAACCUGAUAUAAGAAAUCUUGUGAGUGAUUGGGAUGAGGAUGAUGAAGAAGAGAAUAAGGGAUGAUUUAAUUUGUUAGUAUAAAGAUAUUCAAAAGUAUGUAUGUAAUAUGUAACAUAUUGAGCAAAUUUAUGUUUAAUACUAGAAAAAUGUCCUUGAAGUUGCCUUUUUUGUAUGAAUAUUAGAUAUUAAGUGUACUCAGUCAUUGAAGCACUUGAUAAAAUUGGUCGAAAUAAUUUCAAUUAUGGUAUGAAUUACUUUUGUUAAGAUGAUUGGCUGCAAACUAUAUAAAAUUAUGUUUUAAACUAUAAGAACUGAAAAGAAUAUAGUUAUUCUUUUAAUUUACAUGUGAACCUGCAAAAAUUUAUAUGUGCAUAAUACCUGAAGAAAUAUUAUCUUACUUGAAAGUAGAUAUUUAUAAGAUUUAUUUUUUAUUUUAACUUCAUUUAUAUGUAUUGUAUAUUGAUUGCAGAACACUUAGACUAGGAACUACAAUUUUACUAGAUGUAUAAGAUGAUAAUCUCGCUAAAAAUAAUGUGUAAUGUGUGUUAGUUAUACUAUACAGUUUAUAUGAUAUAUCACAAGCAUCUGUAAAUUGGCCUAUAAUUUUUG
Zerene cesonia (dogface butterfly) is the source of this 4763-nucleotide messenger RNA. It is a transcript of the gene Cp190, whose product is annotated as extracellular matrix-binding protein ebh. Bases 198 to 4217 code for a protein of 1339 amino acids. Gene Ontology annotation, biological process: regulation of transcription by RNA polymerase II. Gene Ontology annotation, molecular function: RNA polymerase II cis-regulatory region sequence-specific DNA binding; DNA-binding transcription factor activity, RNA polymerase II-specific; protein binding. The transcript is spliced from 2 exons. The record is from RefSeq and is a predicted model, not a curated record. Gene Ontology annotation, cellular component: nucleus. Lineage: Eukaryota; Metazoa; Arthropoda; Insecta; Lepidoptera; Pieridae.